AUGGGUCGGCUCGGCCGGAGUGAUACCACGGCCUCACAGAAAACCGGCGUGAAACAACCACAGCGUUGUGUUUCGCCGUAUCGCCAGUUCUUCCACAAAUGGGCUCUGCUGACUGACCCUGAUGACGUUGGAGCUGGUGCCAAGGGGUACCUGAAGUGUGACAUUAGCGUCAUUGGCAAGGGGGAUGCGAUCAAAGUGCCUCCGAAAAGUGAAAAGGAUGAAGACGAUAUCGAGGCAAACCUGCUUCUACCUGAAGGCGUACCAAUUGAACGUCAGCGCGCCAGAUUCAUUGUGACGAUCCACAAAGCGGAUGGUCUGCCCAAAAUGAAUUAUUCACUUCUGGCUAAUGUCAAGAGAGCAUUCACUGGAGAAAGCCAGGACUUGGUGGACCCAUACGUGCAAGUCUGCUUUGCAGGAAUGACGGGUUCGACGUCGGUACGCAAGAACUCAUACACUCCAGUGUGGAAUGAACAGAUAGUAUUCACGGAGAUGUUCCCGCCCCUGUGCCAGCGUAUCAAGCUGCAACUGCGGGACAAUGUCCCGGUGAACCCCAACGUGAUCGGAACACACUUCAUCGAUCUCAAAACUAUUUCCAACGACGGAGACAGAGGCUUUCUGCCGACAUUCGGGCCCGCCUACAUCUACAUGUACGGCUCCACCCGCGACUACAGCCUGCUGGAUCAACACGCGGGCCUCAACAUGGGCAUGGGCGAAGGUGUCUCCUACAGAGGAAGGCUCCUCGUGUCCAUUCGAACGGAAAUAAUUGAUGGCAUUGAGUGCCCCCUAUCGGAUGUCGAGGUGGAACCGAUUCCCCCAAUCAACGAGUCAAGCUUCGAGAAGAAUGAGGAGUUCUUCCUCUUCGCCAGCAUCUUCGAAGCCAACAUGAUUGAAAAGCGUCUCACUGACAAGCCUCUACAGUUUGAACUGAGCCUUGGCAAUUCUGGAAAUUCGCUGGACGGACAUAAUGAGUCUGUUAAACGUCCACACGACUUGGACGGUGAACUAGAUGAACUUUGCGCUGACACGGGGUACUGGCAGAGUACGACGCAACCAACGAAAGCAGCGUCCACGGACAAGAAUUACUACUACCUCCCUUACUGGGACCACAAACAAUGCAUGCACAUUCGCAGCAUUUGGCCAGACCAUCGUCGAAGAAUGUACAACUCCAACAUGAUCGCUAAUAUCAUAGAAAAAUAUGAGGAAGGCUUAUCUGAUGCUCAAGCCGCGAUCGAUGCGGAGAUACACCCAGACAGUACAAGCGUGAUGAUGCUCAAGAGUACACUGGAGAGCCUCAGUACUGCUUGCACCGCCUAUGUCCGUCACAUGGCCAACGCGCCACCUCUAGGCCAUACUAAGCUGGACAAGGAACGACAGAAACUCUGCGUCUACGAAAUUGAACAAAUUGCUUCCAUGGCAAAAAGCCUGAGGGCUUUGAUCACAAAACACUCAAUCAAGGAGCGGCUGCGCACCGCUUACUCUUACCUGAGCAUGCUGAAACAUCUAUGUGAAGAUUGGCCAGGCAAAAAGUCAGCAUCGCCUAGUGGAUGGUCUAUACCAGCUAAGAUCACUGUCUAUCUCUGGCUGGGUAUAUUGCAACACAAGAAACAUUACAUAGACGGCCUACCUCAGGGUUAUGAAGUUACCUCCGAACUCCGCAAUGCUGAUAAACUACGAUCUAAUGCUCCAUCGGCAAUAUUUUAUGCUGAAAAACACAAUUUUCAAAUGCGAGCUUAUGUGUACCAAGCCCGGUCGUUGAUUGGAUCCGAUUCGUCUGGUCUCUCCGAUCCAUUUGCACGCAUUGUGAUUGGAGAAAGUAGCGCGACUACACAAGUCAUUGACGAAACUUUGAGCCCAACUUGGGACGAACUACUUGUCUUCGAUGAUGUACUGCUCUACAGCACAAUUGAACGUAUCAAGGCUGAUCCCCCAACGAUAGUCAUAGAAAUUUUUGACCAAGAUAAAGUUGGCAAGUCCGAGUUCAUUGGCCGGACUUUGGCUAAACCACGCAUAAAAUCAUACGAAGAUGUCCAAGGUGGCUCACAGAGUGCACCGUCUUUGGAAUGGCACGAGAUCACACGUGGAGACGAUCGAGCUGGAGAGUUGCUGGCUACAUUCGAGCUACUCGAAAUACCACCGAAACAAGAUUCAUCCAUACUUCCUAAUCUACCUUCACCAAGGGAAGCCAACGGAAAGCCACCUAUUGAUACAAAUAAAGGCCCAAUACUUCCCGUACCUAGAGGCAUUCGCCCAACACUGUCCAAAUAUCGCAUUGAAGUACUAUUCUGGGGCUUGCGCGAUUUGAAACGUGUUCACCUCUUGACAGUGGAUCGACCUCGCGUCGACAUUGAGUGUGCGGGUAACAUACUGUACUCAUCAGUCAUACAGAAUGCGAAACGUAAUCCCAACUUUACAAACCCCAUCAGGUUUGUUGACGUAGAACUUCCGGAACAAGACCUGUACAGACCACCCCUGACCAUUCGUGUGGUUGAUUGUCGCAGCUUUGGGCGUAUUACAUUGGUGGGCACCCACACAAUUAAUUCUAUCCAUAAGUACAUUUACACUCCAAUGAGCAAACGCGAGAGGGACAUUGAAGAGAGGAAAAAAUCUUUGAUUCCAUUACAAAAUGUUGAUUUGCGAGCCAACUGUAUAGUACCGGAUGAUACUUUUACAAUUGAGAACGAGAAAGAAAGCUGUCCAUUGCUGACACGCGAAGGUAGGGGUGCUGUCUCUUAUGGCUCAGGAAUAAAGCCUCAAGUGAUGCGCAAAAAAUUCACCAAACGUGAGUCGAUGAAGAAAAGGAAAACCAGCACCGAUUCUGCUCUUGAUGACGAUGAGGGCAACAAAGAUUGGUGGACCAAGUACUUUGCAUCUAUAGAAUCAAUGAUUGAAGAAGAGAAAGAGGCUAAAAAGGAGAGACAGGGCUUCUUGCAGCCGUCUCAAGCGCAUUGCUCGUCAGACUUGCGUUCACCGAGAUCCGAAGAUAUACACUCGCCGAAAUCUAGUCGUGAGAGGGAUAGAGACAGAGAACGUAACAGAAGGAGACAGCCAACGUCACCGAAACCAAAAGUUAGUCCAACGCUGAAAAAGAAUGAAAUUCCUCGUUCGGCACUGGCUAAGAUAUACCCGCAUGAGCUGGAAGCUGUGCCCGAAUACGAUGAAUUCAAGGAAUGGUUGCAUUCCUUUGAACUAUACAGGGGAAAGAAAACAGGUGACGACUCCGAAGAUGAGAACAGAGUUGUUGGUGUAUUCAAAGGUGCUAUUAAAGUAUACAAAUGGCCUCUUCCACGAGGGGUCGAUGAACAUAAUGCGACGGGAUAUGAUCCCAAUUUUAGGUUUUUCCAAGGUGUUCCCAAUAAUGAACCAAUUCAUGUACUUGUACGCGUGUAUAUAGUUAAGGCCACAGACUUGCAUCCAAUGGAUCUUAAUGGUAAAGCUGAUCCAUAUAUAGUACUUCAUCUGGGAUCAAAAAGGAUCAGCGAUAAAGAGAAUUAUGUAUCCAAACAACUGAAUCCUGUUUUCGGUAAAUGUUUCGAAAUCGAGGCAACAUUCCCACAAGAUUCACUGCUGACUAUCCAAGUUCUGGAUUGGGAUCUACUCGGAGCUGACGACCUCAUUGGAGAAACGAAAAUUGAUUUGGAAAAUCGGUUUUACAGCCGACAUCGGGCUACUUGUGGACUGCCCAUGAAGUACGAAGAACAAGGCUACAACCGCUGGCGCGAUGCUAUGAAGCCAACACAGAUUCUAGCCAAACUUUGCAAAGACGGAAAAUUGGACCCUCCGAUCUACGAAUACGGUCGAGUUAAGAUUGGACGUACGGUCUUCAACAUGCAAAUGGAGGACACGGAACUGUUCUCAAAUCCUGACACUGUAGAGGAACAAAUGGCUUUACUGGUACUCCGUCGAUGGCAGGAGGUCCCGAGGGUGGGAACUAGACUGGUGACAGAACACGUUGAGACGCGACCCCUCUACAAUCCAAGUAAACCAGGCAUUGAACAAGGGCGCCUGCAGAUGUGGGUGGACAUGUUCCCUAUGGACAUGCCUCUACCCGGCCCUCCUAUGGAUAUAUCUGCUCGCAAGCCCAAGUCCUACGAAAUGAGGGUCAUUAUAUGGAAUACUGAUGAUGUCGUACUGGAGGACGACGCCUUCUUUACUGGCGAAAAGAUGUCCGAUAUUUACGUGAAAGGGUGGGUCAAAGGUCCAGACGACUGCCAGUCAACUGACAUACACUACCGCUCACUGACUGGCGAGGGUAAUUUCAACUGGCGCUUCAUUUACCCAUUCGAUUACUUGGAAGCUGAGGAGCGCAUCGUGAUAUCCCGUAAGGAAUCUGUCUUCUCAUGGGAUGAAACCGAAUGCAAGAUACCAGCGCGACUCGAACUACAAGUGUGGGAUGCAGAUCACUUUUCUGCGGAUGACUUUUUAGGCGCCAUAACUCUAGAUUUAAGCCGAUUCCCACGUGGUGCUAAAUCCUCAAAACUAUGUACGCUAGAUAUGCUUCAAUAUGAUGGCUCAGUUCCGAUGGUCAAUAUAUUUAAGCAAAAACGCGUUAAGGGAUGGUGGCCCUUCUACAUCAAACGCGAUACGGAGGAAAUGGAGCUGACUGGGAAAGUAGAGGCCGAAAUCCAUCUCUUAACGCGUGAGGAAGCUGACAAGGUUCCUGCUGGCCUUGGACGCAAUGAACCUGACCCCCUGGAGAAACCUAAUCGACCAGACGCAUCGUUUAUGUGGUUCCUGAACCCACUCAAAUCGAUCCGCUACAUCGUCUGGCACAACUACAAGUGGACCAUAUUAAAGGCUUCCAUCAUCAUCCUGCUGACUCUCAUGAUACUGCUGCUGGUGUACGCUGUACCCGGAUACACCGUCAAGAAACUUCUAGGAGCUUAA
Spodoptera exigua (beet armyworm) is the source of this 4884-nucleotide messenger RNA. The record is from the annotation of a GenBank genome assembly. NCBI's taxonomy places the organism in Eukaryota, Metazoa, Arthropoda, Insecta, Lepidoptera, Noctuidae.